Messenger RNA from Punctularia strigosozonata HHB-11173 SS5, 1127 nucleotides. Its product is annotated as protein serine/threonine phosphatase 2C. Lineage: Eukaryota; Fungi; Basidiomycota; Agaricomycetes; Corticiales; Punctulariaceae. Bases 21 to 1127 code for a protein of 368 amino acids. The record is from RefSeq and is a predicted model, not a curated record. The transcript has 8 exons.
GCUCAGAGCUCUACAAGGCGAUGGGACUCCCUCGCAACGCCCUCGCAAAGACAUCCCGACGAUUACACGCUCAAGCCGUCAAGAACGCACGGACAUACACCUCUGAUGCACCACCGCCACCCCCAAAGUCGCACCCGUACACAUUUCACGUCGGCGUUGGCUAUGCUGGUAAACCUCCAGACCGCAUAAAGCGGCGCUUUGCGGCUUUUCCGUCGGGACAUCCAAUUGCCACAUGGAGGGACGAGAUGUUGGCCUUACCUUGGGAGAAGGGUUACGGACCUAGUAAUAAUGCACGCAAUCGGGAUGCUGGCGAAGACUUCUUCUAUGUACAGCAGAUGCGCGAGCAAUCGGGCCUCUCGGUUGGCGUAGCCGACGGCGUGGGCGGUUGGGUUGACUCUGGCGUAGAUCCAUCGCUCUUCUCGCAAGCGCUCAUGUUCCACUCUGCGCGUUACGCGCGAUCAGCGUGGGCGGGUGAACCCGAGAUAGACCCCACAACAGGAUAUGAAGAUCGUGAAGAGGUUGAGGGAUGGGAGAUGGCGCCUGGCGAGUGCUUGAGCGCGGCAUAUGGUGCUGUCUUACGUGAAAGGGCUGUACUGGCUGGUUCGAGUACGGCCUGCUUGUUAAACUUCAAUGCGUCUUCUGGACUCCUACGCUCUGCCAACCUCGGCGAUAGCGGUUUCCUCAUCAUCCGAUCAUCUGCAGUCUUCUACAAGCAGCAACCGCAAACACACUACUUCAAUUGCCCAAAACAGUUGACCAAAAUGCCCAACAACACAAAUAUGUCUCAGGCUGGGAAUUAUAUCGACCAACCUGAAGAUGCGGCAUUGUUUGAGACCAAACUUCGCGACGGGGAUCUCAUCAUCGCCUACACAGACGGUCUGUCUGACAACGUCUUCCCGUCCGAGAUCGCGCAUAUCUGCGCGCUCGUGGGCAAGACGAGUACGUCGGAGGCGGAGCACGUCCAGGCGGUUGCGAAUCGGAUAGUAGCGUACGCCCAAGGUUGCAUGGUCAAGCAGGGGAGGGUUAGCCCCUUCGAACAGGCCGCGGCCCGAAACGGGAAGUGGUUCCGGGGAGGGAAGCUGGAUGAUAUCACGGUCAUAGUGACGCUCGUUCGAGAAACAAUUUGA